Paramecium pentaurelia is the source of this 430-nucleotide messenger RNA. Lineage: Eukaryota; Ciliophora; Oligohymenophorea; Peniculida; Parameciidae. The record is from the annotation of a GenBank genome assembly.
AUGACUAAGUAAUUGAAUAUCUUAGAUAAACAAUCAAUCCUUAUUGCCAUUUCAAUCGUCUUAGCAUGUUCUAUUCAUUCUGGAUAGUAGUAAAAUCUUAAUGAAAUAACUUGGCCUUUUUAUGUUACUAUUGUUUCUAUCAUUUUAGCAUACUUUAAUAGAAUUUUUGAUAAAAUUGAUCGCAUCAAAAAAAAAUUAUUCAUCUAUCUUCCACUUAACUUCGUUCUAAACCUAAAAUUUAGAAAACCUUUGAAACAAGUUAAAGUAAAUUUCCAAGAAUUUAAAAAAGAUUUUGAAUUUUAAAAGAAUAUUUAUUAACUUUAGCUAGGGAAAAUUUUAAAGUUAGAAAGUAAAGAAAAUAUUCAAUUUGUUAGGUUUAAGUAAGAAUAAUAACAAUAAUGAGAAAAUAGUAAUUAGCUAUAUUAUAUGA